GGAGGAGGAGGAGGAGGAGGGUUGGAGGAGGAGGGUUGGAGGCUCCGCACCGGAUGCUCAGCGCAGCUGUUCUUGUCAGACAAACGUUUCAUGUGAGCGAAUGCAGGCGGGCGGUUGAACAUUACACAACAACGACACAGUGCUGCGAGCUGCCAUGGCCUCAGGUGGAGCCACAGCGCCCGGGGUCACCCAUUUGGCCGCAAAGGUGGAGCUGACCAUCUCCUGCGAGAACCUCUUGGACAUGGACGUCUUCUCCAAGUCUGACCCACUGUGCGCCUUGUACAUCAACACCUCGGGCUCCCAGUGGUACGAGUAUGGGCGCACCGAGAUGAUCUUGAACUGCCUGAACCCCAAGUUUGCCAAGAAGUUUGUCAUCGACUACUAUUUCGAGAUGGUGCAGAAGAUGAAGUUCUGCGUGUAUGACAUCGACAAUAACACCUACGACCUGGGCGACGAUGAUUUUCUGGGGGAGCUUGAGUGUACGCUGGGCCAAAUUGUUUCCAGCAAGCAGAUCACUCGAUCUUUGUUGCUGAAAGACAAGAGGCCAGCAGGUCGUGGUACCAUCACAAUCUGCGCUGAAGAAAUAACAGACAACAGAGUAGCAGAGUUUGAGGUGGCGGGCCGCAGGAUGGACAAAAAGUAUUUGUGGUGGUCCGACCCUUUCCUGGAAUUCUACAAGCAGACGGAGACUGGGUGGCAGCUGGCUCACAGGACAGAGGUUGUGUACAACAACCUUAACCCAAUAUGGAGACCCUUCCGCUUGUCACUGCGAUCGCUCUGUGGAGGAGAUGUGGAGAAGCCUAUAAAGGUUGACUGCUACGACCAUCGUGUCAACGGCUCUCACGACCUCAUCGGGAGCUUUAAAACCACACUAGCAGAGUUGCAAGUGGGAACGCACAUUUCCCCGGUUGAAUUCGAGUGCAUUAACCCCAAAAAGUUGAAGAAGAAAAACUACAAAAACUCUGGGGUCAUCUGCGUCAAGCGCUGCCAGGUGCUGAAGGAGUACACCUUCCUGGAUUAUGUCAUGGGCGGUUGUCAGAUCAACUUCACUAUCGCCAUCGACUUCACUGGUUCUAACGGGGAUCCAAACUCUCCUGAUUCCCUCCACUACAUCAACCCUGAUGGCUACAACGAAUACCUGGCAGCCAUCUGGGCCGUGGGUAAUGUCAUCCAGGACUAUGACAGUAACAAAAUGUUCCCUGUCUUUGGUUUUGGAGCCAAGAUCCCUCCCACCUGGCAGGUUUCGCAUGAGUUUCCCAUCAAUUUCAACCCAGCAAAUCCAUUCUGUGCAGGCAUAGAUGGCGUGGUGCAGGCAUACCAGCAGUGUCUGCCCCAGCUGAAGCUCUGGGGUCCCACCAACUUUUCUCCCAUCAUCAACCAUGCCGCCUGCUUCGCCCGACAAGCUCUCCGGCAGAACACGGCCUCACAAUACUAUGUGCUGCUCAUCAUCACCGACGGCGUGAUCACAGACAUGGACCAGACACGCACCGCGAUUGUUGAGGCCUCUCGUAUGCCCAUGUCCAUCAUCAUAGUGGGUGUGGGCAAGGCAGACUUCGGCGCAAUGGAGUUCCUUGACAGUGACGACCAAUUGCUGCGCUCGCCGAACGGUGACGUCGCCGCAAGAGACAUCGUCCAGUUUGUGCCCUUCAGAAAUUUCCAGGGAAACAGUGUGGCCCUCGCCCAGAGCGUCCUGGCAGAGCUGCCUGAUCAAUUGGCCUCCUUCUUCAAUUGCUACAAGUUGAAACCCCCUACUAUAUCUGGUGUUUCUGAGCCGUCCUAGAAAGGUUGGAUAAUUGACCCAAAUACCUCAUAUUCAUUACUUGCCUGCAUCUCGUGCACCUUCUUAACUUGUGUGUUCCCUGUACGGAGCGAUGCAAAGUAAUGCCAAGAAUGGAUCUUUACAGCUUGUGUUUUCACAUGUAAGGGGAAACAUUUCGCCCCAAAUCUGUGUUUGGAUUUAUUAUGGUUUAUUUAUUAUGGUUCCUGUGACACAUUGACUCGUAAUGCAUGAAAUCACUGAAGCAAUCACAAUAAAAGCAAUCACACUGUUCUCCGCGCACUAAAAAUGUAUCACUUGACAUGCUGGUAAGGCUUUGAUGAAUAAAUUAUUGUGCAAGUGCUUUCAAGUCA
Scophthalmus maximus (turbot) is the source of this 2130-nucleotide messenger RNA. RefSeq names its product copine-3. NCBI's taxonomy places the organism in Eukaryota, Metazoa, Chordata, Actinopteri, Pleuronectiformes, Scophthalmidae. Gene Ontology annotation, biological process: cellular response to calcium ion; ERBB2 signaling pathway. Bases 155 to 1780 code for a protein of 541 amino acids. The transcript has 16 exons. Gene Ontology annotation, molecular function: calcium-dependent phospholipid binding; receptor tyrosine kinase binding. Gene Ontology annotation, cellular component: plasma membrane. The record is from RefSeq and is a predicted model, not a curated record.